AGCAGGCAAAGAGCCACUGGGGGAGGCCGGUCCCCAGCAGCGCCGUCUGGCUCCGGCUCCCGGUCCCGUGCGGAGCGACAGCCGCGGUCGCCGUCUCCGCCGCCGCCGCCGCCUCCGUCGUCGUCGGGGGAGGGGCCAGCCGGACCCCGGGGUCACAGCCGAGGAAUGAGGAGCGGCGGCCGGGCCCCGCUCUCCGCCCCGGCCUAGGGCCUUGCCCCGGGAGCCGCGAGGGUGGAGGGCUGAGUUUUGAUCUAUGUCCACCCUAUCUCAGCUGCCUGAAAGUACUUAAUGAUCACAUGACCCUGGACAUGGAUGCUGUCCUGUCGGAUUUUGUCCGUUCCACAGGCGCAGAGCCUGGGCUGGCCCGAGACCUCCUGGAAGGAAAGAACUGGGACGUGAGUGCCGCCCUCAGCGAUUUUGAACAGCUACGUCAAGUCCAUGCUGGGAACCUGCCUCCCUUUAGCGAAGGGAGCAGUGGCCCCAGGACCCCCGAGAAAGGGUUUUCUGAUCGAGAGUGUGCCCGCCCCCCCCGGCCCGCCCUCCAGAGGCAGGAUGACAUCGUUCAAGAAAAACGCCUGUCUAGGGGCAUCUCCCAUGCCAGCUCCAGCAUUGUUUCCCUGGCCCGGUCGCAUGUCUCCUCCAAUGGGGGCGGUGGCGGGAGCAGUGAGCACCCCCUGGAAAUGCCCAUCUGUGCCUUCCAGCUUCCCGAUCUCACCGUGUACAACGAAGACUUCCGCAGCUUCAUAGAGAGAGACCUCAUUGAACAGUCCAUGUUGGUUGCCUUGGAGCAGGCAGGGCGUCUGAACUGGUGGGUGAGCGUGGACCCCACCUGCCAGAGGCUUCUUCCUCUGGCCACUACUGGGGAUGGAAACUGCCUCCUACAUGCAGCCUCUCUGGGCAUGUGGGGUUUCCACGACCGGGACCUGAUGUUGCGGAAAGCGUUGUACGCGCUGAUGGAGAAAGGAGCCGAGAAGGAGGCACUGAAACGGCGCUGGAGGUGGCAGCAGACACAGCAGAAUAAGGAGUCGGGGCUGGUUUACACAGAGGAUGAGUGGCAGAAGGAAUGGAACGAGCUGAUCAAGCUGGCCUCAAGUGAACCCCGCAUGCACCUAGGUACCAACGGAGCCAACUGUGGUGGGGUGGAGAGUUCGGAGGAGCCUGUAUACGAGAGCCUAGAAGAAUUCCACGUCUUUGUCCUCGCCCACGUGCUUAGGAGGCCCAUCGUUGUGGUGGCCGACACCAUGCUGAGGGACUCCGGUGGGGAAGCGUUCGCCCCUAUACCCUUCGGGGGGAUCUACCUGCCGCUGGAGGUCCCGGCCAGCCAGUGCCACCGCUCCCCACUGGUGCUUGCCUACGACCAGGCCCACUUCUCCGCACUUGUGUCCAUGGAGCAGAAGGAGAACGGCAAGGAACAAGCUGUGAUCCCACUUACGGAUUCGGAGCAUAAGCUGCUGCCCUUGCACUUUGCCGUGGACCCCGGGAAGGCCUGGGAGUGGGGCAAAGACGACAAUGACAACGUCCGAUUGGCCAGUGUAAUCCUGUCCCUGGAGGUCAAAUUGCAUCUGCUGCAUGGCUACAUGAAUGUGAAGUGGAUCCCGGUGUCCUCUGAUGCUCAGGCCCCCCUGGCCCAGCCCGAGUCCCCCACGGCCUCAGCCGGGGACGAGCCCCGCUCCACUCCCGAGUCUGGGGAGUCGGACAAAGAGUCCGUGGGCAGCAGCUCCACGAGCAACGAGGGCGGCAAGCGGAAGGAGAAGGCCAAGCGCGGCCGGGAGAAAGACAAGAAGCGCGCAGACUCCGUGGCGAACAAGCUGGGCAGCUUUGGCAAGACCCUGGGCAGCAAGCUCAAGAAGAACAUGGGAGGCCUGAUGCCUGGCAAGGGCCCCAAGGCCGGGGGCGCUGACACCCUGGAGAAGAAGAAGAAGAGCUCCCUGAAGGGCUGGAAGGGCGGCAAGGAGGAGGCGGCCGGGGACGGGGCCGGGGCCGAGAAGCCGGCGACCGAGUCGGCCGCUGACGGCGGCGGCAAGUACGGCCAGGACGUGAUGCGAAGCCUGAGCAUCCUGCGGAUGGCCAUGCAAGGGGAGGGCAAGUUCAUUUUUGUGGGUGCCCUGAAGAUGGGGCACCGGCACCAGUACCAGGAGGAGAUGAUCCAGCGCUACCUCUCCGAUGCCGAGGACAGGUUCCUGGCAGAGCAGAAGCAGAAGGACGCAGAGAGGAGGCUCCUGAACGGAGGGGCCGGUGGCGGCGGGCCUCCUCCAGCCAAGAAGCCAGAGCCCGACGGCGGGGAGGAGCUGCCGCCAGCCGCCCCGACGGAGUCCAAGGCCUUCUCUGCCAGCUGCCCCGGGGCCUUCACCAUCCCGCGGCCUACCGGGGCGGGCGUGCACUGCCAGGAGCCCCGCAGGCAGCUGGCGGGUGGGCCCUGUGGGGGAGGCCUGCCACCGUACGCCACCUUCCCCAGACAGUGCCCUCCAGGGCGCCCCUACCCCCAGCAGGACUGCGUCCCAUCCCUGGAGCCAGGCAGCCACUGCAAGGACGGCGGCCACAGGGCCGCGCUGCUGCCACCCCCCUUCCGCGUGGCCGAUUCCUACAGCAAUGGCUACAGAGACCCGCCCGAGCCAGAUGGCUGGGCCGGGGGCCCCCGGGGCCUCCCUCCGGCCCAGACCAAGUGCAAACAACCGAACUGCAGCUUCUAUGGACACCCCGAGACCAACAACUUCUGCUCCUGCUGUUACAGGGAAGAACUGAGGAGGAGGGAGCGGGAGCCGGGCGGGGAGCUGCUGGUGCACAGGUUCUGAGGGGGGCGCCCCGGAGGGCAAGGGGGCUGAACAAAGAGAGUUAAGCUCAA
This is a messenger RNA of Hyaena hyaena (striped hyena), 2842 nucleotides long. It is a transcript of the gene OTUD7B, whose product is annotated as OTU deubiquitinase 7B. The coding region runs from base 297 to 2792 and encodes 831 amino acids. Gene Ontology annotation, biological process: protein deubiquitination involved in ubiquitin-dependent protein catabolic process; protein K11-linked deubiquitination; protein K63-linked deubiquitination. The record is from RefSeq and is a predicted model, not a curated record. NCBI's taxonomy places the organism in Eukaryota, Metazoa, Chordata, Mammalia, Carnivora, Hyaenidae. Gene Ontology annotation, cellular component: nucleus; cytoplasm. Gene Ontology annotation, molecular function: K63-linked polyubiquitin modification-dependent protein binding; zinc ion binding; cysteine-type deubiquitinase activity. The transcript has 12 exons.